Messenger RNA from Anopheles bellator, 6495 nucleotides. It is a transcript of the gene Pi4KIIIalpha, whose product is annotated as phosphatidylinositol 4-kinase alpha. The coding region runs from base 1 to 6246 and encodes 2081 amino acids. Gene Ontology annotation, biological process: phosphatidylinositol-mediated signaling; phosphatidylinositol phosphate biosynthetic process. Gene Ontology annotation, molecular function: 1-phosphatidylinositol 4-kinase activity. The transcript is spliced from 13 exons. Lineage: Eukaryota; Metazoa; Arthropoda; Insecta; Diptera; Culicidae. The record is from RefSeq and is a predicted model, not a curated record. Gene Ontology annotation, cellular component: plasma membrane; cytoplasm.
AUGGUCGGAAACGAGCGAUUUUCGUUCCAGAAAACCGUCCAGUGUUUGGCCCGGGUGUUGGCAAUGAUAAAACCGACACCGUGGGAAAAGGUGCAAACGUUGUUCAAGUAUUGUCCACAGGAGAAUGCCGUGGGAGUGUUUUGUCUUGACUCACGGGCCCAGGAUGCGGUCAUUGCGCUCGGGUUGUACUUUCUCGAGAGUGGAUAUCAGUAUUCGAAGGACAUCAUUCCUUACCUGCUGCGCCUAGCCAAAGCCCUGCCCAAGGCAGUCUGGAUCGAUGACGUCAAACCGAACAAAAUCGAUAGAAUACCGACGGCCGAAAAGUUUUGCUUUUGUCUCAACAGCUUGCUGUCCGAUAUAGCGGUAGGGUGUCCGGAACAUCGUGAUGAGAUCAUACUGAACCAAGUGGAAGUGCUGACGGUGCUCACGAACAUGAUUAAGGGCAGCAAAGAGAGUAGCACCCUCCCACCGAUCAUUCUCUGCAAGGCAAGCGUCCCGUUGCUUCUGGGACUGGGUCGCUCGAUGGGUCGUUACGCGGUUGGUGAACCUCCGCUCCUGUGUCGAUUGUUUCCGAAGGACGAAAUAUUGGUCGUGAAAUCGUCAGAAACACCGCUCUCGGUUGCCGAUGCAAAGGACAGCACCAGUGUCAGUCAGUUCCGCUCGAUCAUACCGCGAUCGAUGUCUGGCAGCCUGACGAUUGAUUCGACGAUGGAAGCGGAAAAGUCUGCUACAAGCAGCCGCAAGAAGCAGCUCAGCUCCUUUUACUCCAUACCGUACGACCCGACGACGUACUUUUUCGCAAAGUACGGUUCCAGCUUUAACCAGUUUCCAAACAUGCGCUUCUGCGACUCGUUCGAGAAGCAAGAUCGUCUCCAGUUCCCGAUCAACCACCUACAGACGAUCUUUGCACUGGCCAAGAAGUUGCUUACGAAGGAAACACUGGAGCACCUGGACGAGCAGGCAGGCGACAUCUUUGCCCUGAACCAGAUCAAACCGUACGGAUACAAGAGCUUCUCGGAAACGAUCACUUUGGUGAUGGUGACACUGUUGCGGGAAAUACUACAAAAUCAAACAGAUUUACCGACACCGUUCACGAAGGACGUACAGGAGUUUGUGAAGGAACUGUUCAUGAUCGGUCAAACGGAGUUGCAGAGCAAACAGCAUGACACGGCCGAUCGUGUGCGGGAUCCGUCCAACGUUGUCGUGAACAAGUACAAGAUCAACGUGAUGGCCAAUGCAGCCUGCGUUGAUCUGCUCGUGUGGGCAAUCAGAGGCGAAACAGAGGCCGACAAGCUGUGCAGUGGCCUGUAUCAAAAGCUAGACUCGGUGCAGGGACACAAAAUGGUGAUGGAUCAUAUGCCGUUGUUGAUGGUGUGCUUGGAGGGUUUAGGUAAGCUGGCGCAAAAGUUCCCCAACAUUGCCGGAACGUCCAUAUCGUUUUUGCGCGAUUUUUUGGUCAAACCCAGCCCCAUUCUGGCGAAGCUGCACAUGCAAUCGCAGGCUCAAUCGAAAAAGGAGAAGGAAAAUGCCCCAUUCCGUAUAGUGGUGCAAGGAUCCGAUUUUAAAGCAUUCGAUCAUUCGACGAAACCGAAGGGGCUCACGAAAUCCGCCCAGGAAGCGUUCGAAGCGUUGCGUGAUGCGGCGAUCGAAAAUCUUAGUAUAGCGCUGCGUGCUGCCCAUGCGCUCGAUCAGUACUGCGUCCCGGCGCUCGUGGCACAAGUUUCAAAUCGGCUGUUUACGGUCGAGAAGCAGGAAAGUAAGGAAAGCCUCGUGUCACUCAACAUCAUCGUUAUGCUGGGACACGUGGCGGUGGCACUGAAGGAUACGCCGAAAACAACGAACAACAUCCUGCAGUUUUUCAUUCAACGCUUCUGCAAGGAACCAUCGGAGCAGAACGUGCUGAUCGUCGAUCAGCUUGGCUGCAUGAUCAUCUCCAAGUGUGAACCGCAGGUGUUUGAGGAGAUCAUGAAGAUGUUCUCGCGCGUGACGGUGCAGGCAGCCUCGCUUGCUUACUCGACGAAUCCGGAGCAAAGUGUUUACAGGAAAUCCUAUCACCACGUUUCGGACGCGGUGGUGAACGCGUUGGCCAACAUUGCCGCCAACAUACAGGGCGAGCUGGAGAUGCUGGAUCUGCUCGGAAAGUUGCUCGAACUGUUCGUCCAGAUCGGCUUGGAAGCGGAACGGUCGUCGGACAACACGUCCGGGGCACAGAAGGCUAGCUCUAGUGCGGGCAACCUUGGAAUGCUGAUCCCGGUCAUUGCAGUGCUCGUGCGACGCCUUCCGCCGAUCAAGAACCCAAAGCAGCGGCUCCACAAGCUGUUCAAGGACUUUUGGCUAUACUGUGUGGUGAUGGGCUUCACUAACUCGCGGCUGUGGCCCUCGGACUGGUACCAGGGUGUGCAGCAGAUUGCCGCCAAAUCACCGCUCCUGAUUUCACAAACGGCGCACCGUUCGGAGAUGCGUGAGCUCAACUACACCUCGGCGAUCCGAUCCGGCAGCGUCAGCUUGAUGGAGCUUCGCCAGCAGAUACUACUGCUGCUCGAUCACCCACCGGCCGACAUUACCGCUUGCAUCAACAAGCUCACGUUUGCACAGUGCGCGUAUCUGCUGAGCGUUUACUGGCUGGAGAUUCUGCGCGUGGAGAACGCGUGUGAGCCGAGCAUCGAGCCGAUCCUUAGCUACCUGUGCGAUAAUGCGCUCCUGAAGGACAAGUAUGGGAUGUGGCAGUGUGUCCGGUGCAUCGGGGAUCAGGUGUUUGAAAAGUUCCGCAGCGUGCUGCUGGCACAGGAUGCGGUCCGCGAGAAGGUCCUCGAGUCGCAGGCGAUGCUGCUGCUGGUGUACUUCAACCACAUACAUCCGCAGAUACAGAUGGUGGCGGAUCAGUACCUGUCGCAGCUGGUCGACAAGUUUCCGCACUUGCUGUGGAACCGGAGGGUGCUCUGGUGCAUGCUGGAUGUAUUGCAGCUGCUGGCGUUCUCGUUGACACUUAAUCCGAACGAGGAGACACCAACCCUGCGCGUUGCUUCGACGCCGUAUACCCUGCAGCUGAUGGACAGCUUGCCGGCUCGGGAAAGCCGAGUGAAGGACUUUGCCGACCGAUGCCAGGGGAUAGUGAACGAGGCCAUGAAGUGGGCCCCCAAGUCGACCCGUAGCCACCUGCAGGAGUACCCGAAUCAGGUGCCGUCGACCGCCCUGUCCAACCACAGUGGGCUGGCGCUCGCCGUCGAUUCCAUUUUGCAACCUUGGGUUACCAAUACAGCCGCAACGACUACCGGGACGAGUCGCAGGCCACAGUGCGUCAACAGUGACACGUCGAAGUUCGUAUCGGUGCUACGCUUACGGAGCAAGUACGCGGGUGAAAUUUCCGGAGUACUGUCGGUACUGGAAGACGAAGAAAAGCGCGGUCUGGCGGAUCGGCUGGUGCGUGAGAUUUGGGAAGCGUGCGAGGAGAAAAGUGACGCCCGGCAUCGUGGAGCCCUGUGGCGUGCGACGGCCUACCUGAUUCUUUGCUCCAGCGCCAACCGCAAGCUGCUCCAUGCGAUCUCGUCGUCGCAGGUUCUCCUGUUCACCGAAUCGGCUAUGGAAACGGCUGUCGAGUGCUGGCAAUGGAUUCUGACCGCGCGCCAGGAUCUUGAGCUGUGCUUCAUCCAGGAGAUGGUGGCCGCCUGGCAGACGACGUUCGACAAGCGGAUGGGCCUGUUUGCGCAGGAGAACGACGUGACCAGUCCGUUGGCAGCGUACGAGGGCUGCAAACUGGUGCCGAAGCCGAUCGUCGUCGCACCGCACCAGAUCUGGUUGCAGUUGCUGUCUGAGAUGGUGGACACGGCCAAGUACUGCAAUCGGGAUAAAGUGGAGAUGUUUUGCAUGCUGCUGCACCGAUGCCUGCCAUUCAGUCGUGAUUUCAAACAAAAUCGUCACAUCUCGACGGUGGGCUGCCGGUUUCGGUUGUUGCAGUGUGGCCUCUCGCUGCUUCAGGGGAACACAAUUCCGAAAUCGCUCGCCCGGAACAUCCUGCGCGAGCGCAUCUACGCCAACGCGCUCGAUUACUUUUGCGGGCCGCCAAUGUGCCCGAGUCAGCCGCGAGAGGCGCUACUCGAGGACAUUGCGACGCUGCUCAAGUUUUGGCAGACGAUGCGCAGCGAAAAGAAGCACCUGGUCGCGUCGGAGGUGAGCGAUUAUGAGCUGCACGUGGCGACAUCGACGAACCUGUCCGUGCAGAAGGUAUCGCUCGAUGCGGUCUCCCUGGCCGGAAGUGAAGUGGCACGGUCCACGAGCAGCGGUAACGCCGGAUGGUACAACACGAUCCCGCACUCGACGUCGACGCUGUCGAAGCGCUCCGCACGGAUCAAGCGGCCCCCGUACCCGAAGGAUGCGUACGACAAGGAUUACAUGAAGAAGCGGAACCUCAUCCUGGAGCUGCUGGCGGUGGAGAUUGAGUACAUGUCGAUCUGGGCCAAUCCACUGUCGUCGCCGGAGCUGCAAAUUCCUGGCGAAGAAUCGGUGGCCGAGUGGCGCGCCCGGCCACUGAAGCUCAACCUUUGGCGGGACUUUACGCGCCUUGCCUGGUCGUACAACCCCGCGUUGGCCAUAUUCUUACCCCAGCGCAUACGGAACGCGGAAACGAUCGAGGACGAGGUGACGCGUCUCGUCUGCUCGGACCCGAUGGCGGCCGCACACAUUCCGGAGGCGUUGAAGUACCUCGUGACGACGCGCACCGUACUGAACGAGUCGCCCGAGCUGGUCUACAUGCUAACGUGGGCCCACGUCAAUCCGAUACAGGCCCUAUCGUACUUUUCGCGCCAAUAUCCGUCCCAUCCGUUGACGGCCCAGUACGCCGUGAAGACGCUCAGCUCCUACCCGGCCGAAGCGGUCCUACCGUACAUUCCGCAGCUGGUGCAGGCACUCAGACACGACACGAUGGGCUACGUAACGGAGCUGAUCAAGCACAUAUCGAAACGGUCCCAGAUUGUCGCCCACCAGCUAAUAUGGAACAUGCAAACGAAUAUGUACAUUGACGAGGAAAUGCACCAUCGCGACAUGCUUUACGAUGCCCUGGACGGAUUGGCGCAAAACAUCAUUUCGUCCCUGUCCGGACCAGCGAAACGGUUCUACGAACGGGAGUUCGAUUUCUUCGGUAAAAUAACGGCCGUGAGCGGGGAGAUCCGUUCCUUCCCGAAGGGACAGGCUCGCAAGAAGGCCUGUCUUGAGGCACUUAGCCGUAUAAAGGUGCAGUCCGGAUGCUAUCUCCCCUCGAACCCGGAAGCGAUGGUACUGGACAUCGAUUACAACAGUGGCACCCCGAUGCAGAGUGCAGCGAAAGCGCCGUAUUUGGCCCGGUUCCGUGUCCAGCGCUGUGGCAUCAUGGAGCUCGAAACGAUGGCAAUGGAGGUGUCGAACAGUAAUGGCGGAAUGGACCCACAACCAAUCAUCGACGGUCCGAGGCUCAAUUCGCUCGGACCCGAAGCGUGGCAGGCGGCGAUCUUCAAGGUGGGCGACGACGUGCGGCAGGACAUGUUGGCCCUGCAGGUCAUCUCGAUCUUCAAGAACGUGUUCCAGCAGGUCGGGCUCGAGCUGUACCUUUUCCCGUACCGUGUCGUUGCCACAGCGCCCGGUUGUGGUGUCAUCGAGUGCGUGCCGAACGCCAAAUCACGCGACCAGCUCGGCCGGCAGACCGACUUUGGGUUGUAUGAGUACUUCCUGCACCAGUAUGGCGAUGAAACGUCGAAAGAGUUCCAGUCGGCCCGCAGCAACUUCGUCAAAUCGAUGGCGGCCUACUCGGUGAUCGGUUACCUGUUGCAAAUCAAAGAUCGGCACAACGGUAACAUCAUGAUUGACAAGGAUGGCCACAUCAUUCACAUCGAUUUUGGCUUCAUGUUUGAAUCAUCACCCGGUGGAAACAUUGGCUUCGAGCCGGACCUGAAGCUAACGGACGAGAUGGUGAUGGUGAUGGGUGGCAAGAUGGAAGCGGCACCGUUCAAGUGGUUCUGCGAUUUGUGCGUCCAGUCGUUCCUGGCCAUCCGCCCGUACCAGGACGCGAUCGUGACGCUCGUGUCGCUCAUGCUCGACACUGGACUGCCGUGCUUCCGGGGCCAAACGAUCACGCUGCUUAAGCAGCGCUUUGUGCCAACCAAGAACAGCAAGGAGGCGGCCGUACACAUGCUGGGAGUGAUACGUAAUUCGUACCAAAACUUCCGGACCCGCACGUACGACAUGAUCCAGUUCUACCAGAAUCAGAUUCCGUAUUAAGCGUGCAAUUAGGUGUAACGGGUUUGGGGGUGCUUGUGGGGAAUGUAAGCGUCAAACGUUACCAAAGGUAGAGGUGAAAACGACACAGAACGACGGGGUCCAACGACUAUUGUGCGUGUGUUCUAUUAUCGUCCGUGUGUGCGUUCAUUUGAAUUAAUUGUUGUUACUCUGUUUGUUGACAAGGCAAGGAAAUAAUCAACACCGUAACGGUAAUAAAGGCAACUAUUUAUUGCGACAUAUCGAAACACA